Messenger RNA from Nothobranchius furzeri (turquoise killifish), 3118 nucleotides. It is a transcript of the gene parp9, whose product is annotated as poly(ADP-ribose) polymerase family member 9. Gene Ontology annotation, molecular function: transcription corepressor activity; NAD+ poly-ADP-ribosyltransferase activity; ubiquitin-like protein ligase binding. Lineage: Eukaryota; Metazoa; Chordata; Actinopteri; Cyprinodontiformes; Nothobranchiidae. The record is from RefSeq and is a predicted model, not a curated record. Gene Ontology annotation, biological process: protein poly-ADP-ribosylation; negative regulation of gene expression; positive regulation of type II interferon-mediated signaling pathway. Gene Ontology annotation, cellular component: cytoplasm; nucleus.
GCGUAGCCGUCAGCCAUGGCCGCCCUCCGAGCUCCGGCUGAUACUUUCACUUUUGUUUCUGCUGAAAUGACUUUUUAUCAGAAUGUGACGCAGCAGGAAGAAGAAGCUCGUUUUGCCUGGACCCUCUGCAGAAACUAACUUCAGCUUUAGCUCUUGUCGACUGAACAUAGCCUGUUAGUUUUUACUUUCAGUUCUUCACUCAGCACUUUAGUGACGAACCGAACCGAACCCAACCGACUGGUUUGCUAAGAAACGAUGGAUGGUGAACUUGAUUUCCCUCUUCAUGGAUCAUCACUUCAAUUAGUGAAACACAGUGGAGUUGCUCUGGAUUACAUCCUGAAAGUUAAAUUUGGAUGUGUGGCCUCUUUUGAUGGUGUGCAUUUUGAGAAUGAGACGAGCUUUAGUCUGAAGAACAAACCCAUUGCUCCAGAGAAAAGGUGUGAAUUUAACAUAAGUUCAGGGGUCACAUUGUCUGUGUGGAAGGGCGAUCUCACAGCUUUCCCAGCAGAUGCUGUUGUGAAUGCUGCUAAUGGGUGUUUGCAGCAUCAUGGAGGCCUUGCUCGGGCUCUGUCUGAUGCUGGUGGUCCUCGUAUUCAUCAGGAAAGUAGUGCUUACAUCAAGAAGCAUGGUCCGUUGACCACAGGAGAAGCAGUUGCUUUAGGUGCAGGGUUACUACAGAACAAGAUGAUAAUCCAUGCUGUUGGUCCAGAGCUGUCAAUAAAGCCCACCCAAAAAGAAGUAGAACAAGCUGGACCGCUCUUAAAGAUGGCCAUCAGGAGUAUUCUUGACAUUGUCCAAAAACACCGUCUGGUAAAUGUUGCCAUCCCUGCUAUAAGCUCUGGGUUGUUCCACUACCCCGUCCGAGAAUGCGCUGAAACCAUCGUGUCAGCUGUAAAAAACUACUACGAAUCCUCUUCUGGUCAGAAACAUUUUCCUAAAGAGGUAUGCCUUGUGAACCACGAUGAUCCCACAGUCAGAGAGAUAGAGAGGGCCUGCCGUCAGAUGUUCUCUCCUCACCAGACCAGGAGCUACAGCCAGGCAACAGCAAGCAUGCCGUCACUUCCUGUCCAGACGGGAAAGAUCCGUCUGACACUGAAGAAGGGAAACAUUGAAGAACAAAAGACGGAUGUCAUUGUAAACACUGCAUCCCAAGACCGAUCUCUGUGUAUAGGUCAAAUAUCCAAAGCUAUAUUUCGUAAAGCAGGUCCGGAAAUGCAAAAAGAAAUCAGUGAGGCGGUAAAGACAAAUUACAUCAUCUGCACCAAACCCUACGGGCUGCAAUGCAAGCAGGUGUUUCACACCUUUUGCCCUGAUAAGAGGAGUCAUAAAGCCUCUGCACAGAUCCUUCAUGCAUCUGUUCUGGACUGCUUAUGGACAGCAGUGACAAAUAAACACAAAUCGAUUGCCUUCCCUGCCAUCGGUACCGGAGCCCUCGGGUUCAGCAAACGGGAAUCUGCCAUGAUAAUGCUGGAUGCUGUGGCUGGUUUCAGCCACGAGUGUCCGUGUGACCUGGAUGUUCACUUUGUCAUAUAUCCUUCCGACUACGGAACAUUCCAGGCUUUUCAAGAACAAAUUACACUUUCCCAGGAAAGCCCAUCACAUCACAACUUUUCACUUGGACAGACAUCUGCUGCUGCUGAGGCUGAGGCUAGGAUAGGAAGCCACACCAGCAGAGCUCCAACCCCACUGAUCGUUCUGCACGGUCCAACUGAAGAAUCAACACGAGAGGCUGCAAAGUGGCUCAGUAACCACCUCUCCUUGUCUUCACGCUCUGUUGAGAUUUGCAACAACUUCAUCCAGCACUUCAGCGAGAAGAAUCACCUACAGCUGUCCAAGAUGGUUGAAGCAGGCGUGUCGAUUGAGGAGUUUUUUGUACAAGGUCAUGCUUGCAUAACAGUAGAUAGUGAGUCAAAGGAAGAUACUGCUAUUGCUGCAUUGAGGGUGGAGGAAAUGCUCUGCAAAAUCCAAGAGCAGUUUAUUGAUGAAGAAAAAUAUGAGUUGCAACUGCUGUCAAAUAAAGAGGUUUCCAUUCGCAGAGAGAUGGCUGAUCUCUCAGACCCAAUGUUCUCUGGCCGAAAAAGAGCCUUUUGUGACGGGGGACUGAGGAUAAUAAAGGUGGAAAAGAUAAAGAAUCCUGCCUUAAAUGAGCUGUUUGAACAAAAGACAAAACAGCUUCAGUGCUCAAGAAUAGAAAAGAUGUUCCAGCGCAUACCUGCACAGUUCUGUGAGGUGAUCCUCAACAUUGGGUUCCACGCUGAGUUCGCUCCUCCUGAAGACCCAGCAUAUGGAGAAGGCAUCUAUUUUACCAACACUCCUAAAACUGCCAUGAAGAUCUGGAGGAGGUACGACGACGAGUACCUGUACUUCGUAGAAGCGGGCGUCCUGAUAGGAAAAUCAGCUCCGGGUGAACGAGGACUCAUUCUGCCUCCUGUUGGACAAAAUCCCAACAUCCGCUACGAUAGUGUGCACGGAGGAACUGAUGUUGCCGUCAUUUUUAGUGGUUAUCAGGCUCUACCCAGGUUCAUUUACACCUGUAGGAGGAAGUGAAGUGUUUUCUUGCUGACACGUUGGGCGGCACUUUUACGUUAUAAUUCUGGUCUGAAUUCUAACAUUUUUAAUGGCAUCUUUAUUUCAUUACCGUCACAUCUGGUGUCUGACUUGUAUUUUAUUUUUUAUGUCAGAACCUUGUGCAGUCAGUCAGUCAGUCAGGAUCGCUGUAAUUUUAUUAAUUACUCAUCAGAAAUUUUUAUUUUCAUCCCCUGCAUAACUGACAAAGUUUUGUUGUUUUUGUUCAACAUCACCAGCUGGAAUCUGGAAGUUAUUGAGUUUCUGAGGUUUUAAUAGUCACUGUUUUGGUGUAUUAGUUCAUUUUUUACUCAGUAAAGAUUCGGAUUAAGUGUGUUUUGUAGCUUUGUUUUGAUUUAUGGCACCACAAUAUGAGUGUUCACAAAGUAAGCCUGCUUUCUUCACACCUUUCAUAUAAUAAAAGCCGCUGAGUGCAGGUGGAUCCAUAAUGGCACGACGGCAAGUUUAUUUCUGACGGAUGUAAAUUUGCUCCUGAUGUUUAAAAUAUCGAUGAGUUGUAGCUCCGGUUUAAUAAAAACGUUCAAACAAGAAA